This is a messenger RNA of Aureococcus anophagefferens, 585 nucleotides long. RefSeq lists its product as hypothetical. Bases 1 to 585 code for a protein of 194 amino acids. The transcript has a single exon. Lineage: Eukaryota; Pelagophyceae; Pelagomonadales; Pelagomonadaceae. The record is from RefSeq and is a predicted model, not a curated record.
AUGCGAGCUCUCAAACUGCGUGCCCCCAGUGUAUAUAUCGCGCUGCUCUCCGCCGUCGCCGUCGGCGCAUUCCGCGCGCCGCUGCGGAGCCGAAGAAGCAGCAGCGCGCGCUUCGCCGGCGAGGACAAGCGGCGGCAGCGCUUGGACCCGCGGUUCGGCUUCUUUGGCCUCGAGCUUGCUUGGGUUUUAGCCGACGCCGCGAGGCAGGUCGCGCGCGGGUCGACGCGCAUAGGCGACCUCGUCAUCGCGGGCGCCGAUACCGCCGACCUCGUGCAAUAUCAGAGCUACGUGCUCGAGCGCGUCUACUGGCAGGGCGACGACGACGGCGCCGUGAGAAGAGUCGACGUCGACGACCUCGACGCGGAUCGGCCGCCGGGCUGCGAGCGCUACGAGAAGUACCUGGCGCUCUACUCGCCGCGCUAUCACGCGAAGACGGGCGCCGCCGUCGUGAGACCCGACGAGGCCCAGCUCAUCCCCCUGCGGCGCGAGGUCGCGGACGCGUCCGUCCUCGCGAUCCCGGGCUUCUUCUGGGUCGCCGUCUGCUACAACUUCAUCGAGUACGGCAAGGCGACGGGGCGGAUGUAA